AUGUCGGACAAAAACAGUGAGGAUGCCAAGGAGUUAGAUCUUGUUGACAGUACUCCGAAAGAUCAAGAGCAUGUUGACCCUUCUGUGGAAGACCUAAAACUUUUGGACGAAAAUGUGGAAAGUCCCAUGCCCUCUCCCCAAGAGGAGGAGGAAGUAAUCAAGAAGAAGUAUGGAGGAUUAAUACCAAAGAAACCUCCUUUAAUAUCCAAAGUAGAUAUGCACUCUUCACUUCUGCCUUUGGUUGUACUUAUGGUUGCUAUUGAGGACCAUGAGCGUGCUUUUUUUGAUUCUGCUGAUUGGGCUUUGGGAAAGGGAGCACAGAAGAGCAAAGGACCACUAGAGGCACUCCGCCCAAAAUUGCAGCCCACACCCCACCAGCAAGUUCGACGCUCGGCUUAUGCUCCUGCAGGUGAAGGUGAAGAUGGUGACAAUAAUGAUGCUACUGCUUCUGAGGAUGAGAGCUUCCCAUUAGAAGUUAGCAACAACAACAAUUCUCACACUGGGAAUCAGAAUUCUAGCAACUAA
Ilex paraguariensis (yerba mate) is the source of this 525-nucleotide messenger RNA. The record is from the annotation of a GenBank genome assembly. NCBI's taxonomy places the organism in Eukaryota, Viridiplantae, Streptophyta, Magnoliopsida, Aquifoliales, Aquifoliaceae.